Symphalangus syndactylus (siamang) is the source of this 4234-nucleotide messenger RNA. It is a transcript of the gene EPS8, whose product is annotated as EGFR pathway substrate 8, signaling adaptor. Gene Ontology annotation, molecular function: actin binding. Gene Ontology annotation, cellular component: ruffle membrane; plasma membrane; vesicle. Lineage: Eukaryota; Metazoa; Chordata; Mammalia; Primates; Hylobatidae. The record is from RefSeq and is a predicted model, not a curated record. Gene Ontology annotation, biological process: positive regulation of ruffle assembly; regulation of Rho protein signal transduction; Rho protein signal transduction.
ACGCUCUUUGCCCCUUCCCGCGCCUCUUGGCUGCUAGUCAGUCCUGCUAGGGCACUUCUGGAAACUCGCAGUCGACUCCCUGCCUUGGUCCGACUUUGAUCGCGGCUUUGAUAACUUGGCGCAGCGCCCCGUCUCCUUUCCUCCAGUCCCUCUCCCGCCCACGCGACCUCACCGGCCGCUUAGCCUCUAGCGCUGGAGUCGACCAGAACUCCGCGGCUCGGCUGCCGGCAAGACCCGGAUAGCGGAUUCCCCUCCUGGCUGCGCGGCGCGUACUCGCCCGCCCGCCCGCUCGUUCCUCGCGCGGGCACUGGGCAUGCGCGGCGCGCGGUUGGCACUGGCCGCGAGCGGGCGGGCGGCUCCAGACUUCACAGGCAGCAGCUAGCGAGGCGGUCUCGCCCGGCGCGAGGCCGGCGCUGUGCUUGCCUCGGAGAUCGCUGCUCUUCAGCUGGGCGCAGGAGGCGGCUCCGCGGCUCGCGCACGACUGGCUGGGCGCGAAUCAGAUUGGGGGGCUUUCUCCCGGUCCCCUCCCACCUCGUCUGGGCUCGCGGCGUCUCCAGGGAAAGCCGUGGCCCCGAGGGCGGAUCCGAGAACACACGAGUGAAAGACACAAUGAAUGGUCAUAUUUCUAAUCAUCCCAGUAGUUUUGGAAUGUACCCAUCUCAGAUGAAUGGCUACGGAUCAUCACCUACCUUUUCCCAGAUGGACAGAGAACAUGGUUCAAAAACAAGUGCAAAGGCCCUUUACGAACAAAGGAAGAAUUAUGCACGGGACAGUGUCAGCAGUGUGUCAGAUAUAUCUCAAUACCGUGUUGAACACUUGACUACCUUUGUCCUGGAUCGGAAAGAUGCUAUGAUCACUGUUGAUGAUGGAAUAAGGAAAUUGAAAUUGCUUGAUGCCAAGGGCAAAGUGUGGACUCAAGAUAUGAUUCUUCAAGUGGAUGACAGAGCUGUGAGCCUGAUUGAUUUAGAAUCAAAGAAUGAACUGGAGAAUUUUCCUUUAAACACAAUCCAGCACUGCCAAGCUGUGAUGCAUUCAUGCAGCUAUGAUUCAGUUCUUGCCCUGGUGUGCAAAGAGCCAACCCAGAACAAGCCAGAUCUUCACCUUUUCCAGUGUGAUGAGGUUAAGGCAAACCUAAUUAGUGAAGAUAUUGAAAGUGCAAUCAGUGACAGUAAAGGAGGGAAACAGAAGAGGCGGCCCGAGGCCCUGAGGAUGAUUUCCAACGCAAACCCUGGUAUACCACCUCCACCCAGAGCGCCUGCCCCUGCGCCCCCUGGGACCAUCACCCAGGUGGAUGUUAGAAGUCGAGUGGCAGCCUGGUCUGCAUGGGCAGCCGACCAAGGGGACUUUGAGAAACCAAGGCAGUAUCAUGAGCAGGAAGAAACGCCUGAGAUGAUGGCAGCCCGCAUUGACAGAGAUGUGCAAAUUUUAAACCACAUUUUGGAUGACAUUGAAUUUUUUAUCACAAAACUCCAAAAAGCAGCAGAAGCAUUUUCUGAGCUUUCUAAAAGGAAGAAAAACAAGAAAGGUAAAAGGAAAGGACCAGGAGAGGGUGUUUUAACGCUGCGGGCAAAACCUCCACCACCUGAUGAAUUUCUUGACUGUUUCCAAAAGUUUAAACAUGGAUUUAACCUUCUGGCCAAACUGAAGUCUCAUAUUCAGAAUCCUAGUGCUGCAGAUUUGGUUCACUUUUUGUUUACUCCAUUAAAUAUGGUGGUGCAGGCAACAGGAGGUCCUGAACUAGCCAGUUCAGUACUUAGUCCCCUGUUGACUAAGGACGCAAUUGAUUUCUUAACUUACACUGUCAAUGGUGAUGAACGGCAGCUGUGGAUGUCAUUGGGAGGAACUUGGAUGAAAGCCAGAGCAGAGUGGCCAAAAGAACAGUUCAUUCCACCGUAUGUUCCACGGUUCCGCAAUGGCUGGGAGCCCCCAAUGCUGAACUUUGUGGGAGCAACAAUGGAACAAGAUCUUUAUCAACUGGCAGAAUCUGUGGCAAAUGUAGCAGAACAUCAGCGCAAACAGGAAAUAAAAAGAUUAUCCACAGAGCAUUCCAGUGUAUCAGAGUAUCAUCCAGCCGAUGGCUAUGCAUUCAGUGGCAACAUUUACACAAGAGGAUCCCACCUGGACCAAGGGGAAGCUGCUGUUGCUUUUAAGCCAACUUCUAAUCGCCAUAUAGAUAGAAAUUAUGAACCACUCAAAACACAACCCAAGAAAUAUGCCAAAUCCAAGUAUGACUUUGUAGCAAGGAACAACAGUGAGCUCUCAGUUCUAAAGGAUGAUAUUUUAGAGAUACUUGAUGACCGGAAGCAAUGGUGGAAAGUUCGAAAUGCAAGUGGAGACUCUGGAUUUGUGCCAAAUAACAUUUUGGAUAUUGUGAGACCUCCAGAAUCUGGAUUGGGGCGUGCUGAUCCACCUUAUACUCAUACUAUACAGAAACAAAGGAUGGAGUAUGGCCCAAGACCAGCUGAUACUCCCCCUGCUCCAUCACCUCCUCCAACACCAGCUCCUGUUCCUGUCCCCCUUCCCCCUUCCACUCCAGCACCUGUUCCUGUGUCAAAGGUCCCAGCAAAUAUAACACGUCAAAACAGCAGCUCCAGUGACAGUGGUGGCAGUAUCGUGCGAGACAGCCAGAGAUACAAACAACUUCCGGUGGACCGAAGGAAAUCUCAGAUGGAGGAAGUGCAGGAUGAACUCAUCCACAGACUGACCAUUGGUCGGAGUGCUGCUCAGAAGAAAUUCCAUGUGCCACGGCAGAACGUGCCAGUUAUCAAUAUCACUUAUGACUCCACACCAGAGGAUGUGAAGACAUGGUUACAGUCAAAGGGAUUCAACCCUGUGACUGUCAAUAGUCUUGGAGUAUUAAAUGGUGCACAACUUUUCUCUCUCAAUAAGGAGGAACUGAGGACAGUCUGCCCUGAAGGGGCGAGAGUCUAUAGCCAAAUCACUGUACAAAAAGCUGCAUUAGAGGAUAGCAGUGGCAGCUCCGAGUUACAAGAAAUUAUGAGAAGACGACAGGAAAAAAUCAGUGCUGCUGCUAGUGAUUCAGGAGUGGAAUCUUUUGAUGAAGGAAGCAGUCACUAAUUUGUUUGUUUGUUUUUAAACUCCAUUGUCUUUGGCAUUAUUCCAACAUGCUUUGUUUUAAGAAGCCUUGAAGGGAAUGUCAGAUUCAUUUUUCUUGAUGUAAUUUAUCACCAUAAAAAAACCCAUGCAAACCUGAGUGAGCACAGGAUUUGCUUCUAGGCCCAUUAUUUUUAUUAAAACUGAAAAAAUUUAAACUGAAUUUUUUGACCUUGGAAAAUAUUUUUCUUACUUUACCAAGGUGAAGUUUCCUUAAUCAGAUUAAUUAUUUUAUCCCCAUCCCAGGGUAUAAACAGGAAGUGUUUUGAUAGUGGUGGAGUUAUUCACUGCAACAAAGCAACAAUGUUGUCCAUGAUUCAAAAUCUAAGCAGUUUCGAUUUUGCCUGUGAAUAUGGUGUCUGUCAUUCAGGGCGUAGCUCACUGUAGGCUAGCCUCUGCUUAGUUAGGUCUCUUCUCUGACAUACUCAAUGGAAGAAUAUUUAGAUUUAUUUAAAGUUCUUAAUGCCAACAGUUAAAAAAAAAAUAAAACAUUUGAAUGAACUGUAAAGUACAGCCAUACCUUGGACAUGCAAAUAUAAAUCUAUGGAGCAUUCUCAAGACAGUUUGUCACGGCUCUGUUGAUUGCAAUUCCUUGUAUAGCUUGUAUUUUGAUUUAGUUUAUAUUCUGCUUAUUAUGUAUACUGUGUUCUUAUAUAUGAGAAAGCACAAAUGGGAAAGAGGUCAUGUCUGCUCAAAAUCUAGCAAAGGAAUUAGUCUGCAUUGGUGUGCAUUACAGUAUUUUGCUUAAUGAAAGCCUCAGUUCCAAAUGUUGAUAUGAGUAGUUAAAAGGAAGUGGGGCCAUUUUAUGUGUUUAUCUGUGUCAAGUCUUCCUGGUAAUAAGAAGCACUUAAUUUACACAUAUUUUAAUCCUGUGAAAGAUUCCACAUAGAGAAAAGAAAGAUACCUAACCUUCAACAAAUGUUAUUUUUGGAAACACAAUUUUUGUCAUUAAAUGUUAUAUUAUUUCACAUAUAUAAAACAGAUGUUAUGUAAGAAUGUUGUAUAUUUUAACAUAAAUCAUUUAGAGAAAUUAUCUAGAUUCAUUAAUUUUCAUAGUGCCUUUUUCACAUGAGUCAGCUGGAAAGUCUGCAAUAAACAGUAUUUGCUGUCUGUUAAUAAA